AUGCUUUUUGCCUUUGGGCCAUACCACGGUCGGUAUUGCGCCGCGCAUGGUGGUAGGGCUGUAUGGGAGAAUGUGCCAGACGCUCUCGCAGAAUCACUCGAGGAGAAUCACAUACAAGCUCUUGCCCUCGGAGAGAAUGAUGCUUGGUUUUUGAGCGAAGCUCCCCGAAGCGGGAAUAAGGGUCUCUAUCGGUUAUCAGACAACUUCGCUGCAAGCUACCCACGUGUCCACGAGAUCGCGCAUUCGAACGAGAUCAUAGUAUGGGUAGCACUGGGCCCGGUUGGACGAUACGUCGUCGCGACAAACGUGCAACUGUACUUCUCCGACAAGGACAUGAUGCGCAUUGAGCAUGGGAGGGAAUGUGUCACUCCAUUGCUAUCUGCAUCAUUCGGGUUUGAGGGAACCUGGAUCUGCGUGAAAGACACUGGUGUGGCAUAUUGGUCGGGAAACUUACCUCCAAUGCUUCAGUCAGUCUUGGAGAGCAAGGCCGUUAGGAACGUCCAGCUCAGUGCCGUCUCGCCAAACCACUUCUUCGUCGAGUAUGUCGAUGGCGAAACGGUGGCGAUGACCCCGUCUUCGUGGCGAUGUCACGAUAUAGAAGGUCUGGUCAGCGUGCACGACGUCCGCAAUGAUGAGGUGAGGGUCGCUGAGGGACAAGGUCUCUCUCAGCGGAUCGUGUUCGCUUUCGGGCAUGAGGGAUCGACAUUCUUCAUGUCCGGUGCAAUGGGCGUGGAAUGGCAUGACCUCGACGAGUCCGUUAUGACUCAUGUGCAACAAGAAGGCUUGCCACAGACCUUCGCCCUCGGGCAAUACGGAGCGUGUUUCUGGAGACGAGGUGGUGUUACUUGGUUAUCCUCCAAGACACGAACAGCUUACCCCGAGGUCUGGCGCGUAUGGAGAUCGCAAGAGCGAAUACAAUGGGUAUCGUUUGGCCCACAGGGAUACUACAUCAUCUCCACAGAAGCGAACAUCUAUGCUUCUAGGUCACGCGAUCUCCUGCGUACCUACAGUGAUGGCCACCGUAUACCCUUACGAUGCGGAUCAUUUGGUUAUGGAGGCAGUUGGGUCGUUGUCGAAGAUGGCGGCCUGAUACGCAGUCAUGGCUUGUCUGAUACAGUCUUGAGAAUAGUCACUGCAGGCGACGUGCGAAAUGUUCAACUUAGUCCGACUGAUCCGAAUGAUUGCUACGUGGAGUACAUGAACGGGACGACGCAGUGGCAGCUACCCUGGCAGUUAUACGACUCCGUGGCAAGGAUAGAGCACGCAAGCGGCAUUCGCAAUCGGACAACUGUAUCGAGCGAUACUACUACCGAAGUUCAGCGCCUAUGCCCCGUGCCUCUCGGACCAGAAGUCAACAGCAUUUCCUAUCAGUUCGCAACCUCCUGGCGCGACAUCACCCUUCGGCGACCUACUGUGCGCUUCGUUUACCGGAUUAGCGCCGGGACUGUGGAGUCGGAAGAUGCUGCUCACAAAGACUACGCGGCUCGCAUCGGUAACGAACAAAGACUGUGGCAUGCGACUCAACGGUUGUGCAACCUGGGUGAUGAUGGGCAAUACCUGCAGCUCUGCAAGGAUAUGAGGUGCUCUCUCUGUCGGAUCAUCGACACGAACUACCGAAAAGAAUACUCAAGGACCACGGGCUUGUUUGGCUUGGGGAUAUACACCACGACGGCAUCCUCCAAAGCAGAUCGGUACUCUCUAAAUGCCCAGGCAUCGAAGUACAAAGCCGUGCUUCUGAACAACGUGGUCCUAGGGCGAACAUUUGAAACAAAUGUGGCGAUGAAUGGGAUCACAGCGCCUCCGGCGGGUUUUAAUUCUGUUUGCGGGAUACCAACGCUGGACGGCGACUUGAAGCGGCCCUAUGACGGGGACUCGACGUGCGUAUUUGACGACGCUGCGAUACGCCCAUUGUAUCUCGUAAUAUACAGUGUAUGGCCCUGA
Molecule: messenger RNA, 1941 nt
Organism: Peniophora sp. CBMAI 1063
Lineage: Eukaryota; Fungi; Basidiomycota; Agaricomycetes; Russulales; Peniophoraceae
Source: the annotation of a GenBank genome assembly